This is a messenger RNA of Dictyostelium purpureum, 858 nucleotides long. RefSeq lists its product as uncharacterized. The coding region runs from base 1 to 858 and encodes 285 amino acids. The transcript is spliced from 3 exons. Gene Ontology annotation, cellular component: U2 snRNP. Gene Ontology annotation, biological process: mRNA splicing, via spliceosome. Lineage: Eukaryota; Evosea; Eumycetozoa; Dictyosteliales; Dictyosteliaceae. Gene Ontology annotation, molecular function: U2 snRNA binding. The record is from RefSeq and is a predicted model, not a curated record.
AUGAAAUUAACACCAGAAACCAUCAGCUCAAAAAUUGGUAGAAAGAUUGAUAUUAAUACAAUCGAAGAAAUCGAAUUGGAUAGUUUAGGUUUUACUGAAGUUUCAUCAUUUUCAAGAUUGAAAGCAUUAAAAAAAUUAGAUUUAUCAAGUAAUAGAUUCCAAUUAAUUCGUCACAUUAAAGGUUUAUUCGAUUUACCAGUUAUCGAAGAUUUAAAUUUAACAUCAAAUCCAGUUACAAAACAAAAUAAUUAUAGAAUUACUGUUAUUAAAAAUUUACCAACUUUACUUGUUUUGGAUGGAAAGGAAAUUACAGUUAAUGAAAGAAAUCAAGCUAGAGAUUUUGAUGAAUCAGCCAAAGAUCCAUUAUCAAGAAAAACAAACUCAAUAGAAGAUGAUGAUAGUGACAAUGAGGUUAACACUGCAAAUAGUCAACAAAGUACAGUAAAUAAAACUGAAGCUCAAGUACAACAAAGAGAUGAAGAUAAUGAAGAAGAAAAAGCUCAAUCUAAAAAAUUAGAUGAGGAUUCUCUUUUUGGUUCUAAAGGUCCUAAAAAAUUAGUAUUUGAAGAAGAUGAGGAAAUUUCAUUAGAGUCAAUUAGUUUAUCAUCAUUAGAAAAAAAAAAAGUAGAAAAGAAGCCACAAAAGACAUUGAUAUUUGAUGACGAUAAUGAGGAUGAUAUUUUUGGAAAUAAUAAACCAUCAAAAACUACAGCCACAAAAAAAUCAAAUUUUGACUUGGACGACGAUUUAUUUGGUGACAGUUCAAAAGAUUCAAAAGAUAAUUUAAGUUCAGAUUUCGAUUUAGGCAGUUAUAUUCAAAAAAAUAAAAACCGUGGUAAAAGUAGUUUAUUCGAUUAA